UUUCAGAUUUUUAAAGGUUUGAAUGAAGUUAUAUGACAAAAAUUGAAGUUUAUGUAUUUGACUAAAUUCGGUAUAGGGGUUGCAAACGAAUAAGAUAGUGAUGUUAAGGAAGUGCAAGUGAUUUAAUGAAUUUGAUAAUGAAUGGUGAUUAGUUGAUAAAUCGUUAGAGAAAAGAAAAUUUGGGAAAUUCAUUCAAGUAUCGAGAAUGGAGAUUCAAGAGAAAAUUUGAAAGUUGAGGAAUUAAGUGGUGACUUUGCAUUAGUUUAAUUGUCAUAUUUUAAUUUGAGUUAUUAUACUGUUAUUUCAGGUAAUGACGUGGAAGUUUGGAGAUGAAGGUUAAUUUAGCCAUAUUUUUAUCCAUAGAGCAGUCAACAAUGGUGGAAAAUAAGUCGGAAGCAGUAGAAAGGGCCUACACUUCACCACAGGUGAAUCCUUACAGCCGAGUAGAUGAAGAGGUGGCGACGGUGGCGGAAAGGGAGGACCGCCGCAAGAAACGGCUCAAAUGUUUCAUGUACGUCGCUGCCUUCGUCGUGUUUCAAACCGGAAUCAUUCUAAUCUUUGCACUCACUGUAAUGAAAGUAAGAACACCCAAAUUUCGAGUCCGAUCUGCUUCUUUCGACACUGACACUUUUAACAUUACAACGUUAAACACGAAUCGCUCAUUUCACAUUAAAAUGAUCGCUGAACUUGGCGUCAAAAACCCUAAUUUUGGUCGGUACAAGUAUCAGGACAGCUCGAUUGAAUUUUAUUACAUGAACAUAAAAGUUGGAGAGGCAUUCAUUCCUAGAGCAAGAGCAAGACCUCGGUCUACGAGGAAAUUUAACGUACCGGUGGAAUUAUCUUCUGUAAAUGUUCCAAGAACUCUCGCAGCACAAUUUGCAGCUAGUACAGUUAUUCCAUUGAGCAGCCAGUCUAGAUUGAGAGGAAAAGUGGAGCUUAUGAAGAUCAUAAAGAAGAACAAAUAUACUAACAUGAGUUGCACCAUGGAAAUCGAUACUUCUUCAAGGCAGCUGAGGAAUUUGUAUUGCAGAUGAGCUUGUUUGAUCUAUACAUAUAUAUGUUAUUUCUUCUGAUUUCUUUAAAUACGUUAUUAGUUGCAAUUCUUUUUCCUACAGUUCAGUGUUUACGAUAAAUAUGAUGAAAAUAUUUUACAUAUUAUUAUUUAGAAA
Messenger RNA from Olea europaea var. sylvestris, 1169 nucleotides. Its product is annotated as late embryogenesis abundant protein At1g64065-like. NCBI's taxonomy places the organism in Eukaryota, Viridiplantae, Streptophyta, Magnoliopsida, Lamiales, Oleaceae. The record is from RefSeq and is a predicted model, not a curated record. The coding region runs from base 330 to 1034 and encodes 234 amino acids. The transcript is spliced from 2 exons.